AUGGAUCACCGCUGGCUUCUGCGGCUGGCGCUCCUCACCGCCCUGCUAGUCCUGGGGCCACCAACAACACUCAGGGGAGGGACCACCCAUCUUUCAGGGUGGGCGGGGGUCGAUGCGCUCAACGUCACCCUGCUUCACUCGGGCGAUGGCUACGGAUCGGUGGUGCCGAUGGACGCGGGCAACGCCCCCUGCCGACCCCUCAGCCAGGCGCCCUACUAUUCUCCCACGAAGGGCUCGGUGUGCUACGGCGGCCUGGCCCGCAGGAGCGGCGUGGUUGCGGCCGUGCGGGGCGAGGUGGAGGCCUCGGGAGGGUCGGUGGCGCUGGUCGACGCUGGCAACGCGCUUCUGGGCUCCCUGUACUACGCCACCUUCGGGUCCGAGGUGAUCGCGAGCUACUACAAUCUGAUGCGGUACGACGCGGUCAAACUCGAGGUGCACGACUUCACCUCGGGCCUGGGCCAAGUGGCCAACUUCACACGACUGCUGACCACCGGCGGCAACGCCACCGCCACUGUGGUGUCGUCCAACCUGGUCCACCUCAACAACGACUCGCGCUUCGUGGCCCAGGCCGACGGGGCGCAGGUGGUUCCCUACGCGCUGGUCAAGCUGGGCGGCAGCGGCGAGGUGCUGGGGUUCAUCGGCACGAUGGCCCAGGGCCUGAGCACCAUGUUCGCCAACCCGCGCGCCAUCAACUCGACGCCUGAGCUUGUGGCCAUGCGCACCGCCGUCGGGCUCCUGCAGAACCUGGGCGUCAACAAAAUCGUGGCGUCGGUCAGCGGCGCCAGCGUGGCCGACUCCAUUAUCGACGAGGUGCCCGGCAUCGACGUUCUCAUCGUCCUAUCCCAGCUCUACGGUGGCCCAAACACCACCAACACCACCACCUCGGCUGGUCCCUACCCGACGAUGCGGGUGAUGCCCUGGGGGCAGCCGGUGCUGAUCGUGGGCACGGGCGUGAACAGCGGCCAGUACCUGGGGCGCCUGGACCUGGACUUCGACGACCACGGCGUGAUCAGGUCGUGGCGCGGGGCACCGAUCCGGCUCGACGACGGAUCGCCCUCGAUGCGGUGA
This is a messenger RNA of Acanthamoeba castellanii str. Neff, 1068 nucleotides long. RefSeq names its product 5'-nucleotidase. Gene Ontology annotation, molecular function: hydrolase activity. The transcript has a single exon. The record is from RefSeq and is a predicted model, not a curated record. NCBI's taxonomy places the organism in Eukaryota, Discosea, Longamoebia, Acanthamoebidae. The coding region runs from base 1 to 1068 and encodes 355 amino acids. Gene Ontology annotation, biological process: nucleotide catabolic process.